Messenger RNA from Racocetra fulgida, 546 nucleotides. Lineage: Eukaryota; Fungi; Glomeromycota; Glomeromycetes; Diversisporales; Gigasporaceae. The record is from the annotation of a GenBank genome assembly.
AUGUCUUAUCUUUUUCGGUCGGAAAUUGCCAUUGAAAAUCAUCCAGAAUUAAGUAAGGUCGAGAUUACUUUGUCUGCUCCUCUCGGUUUGGAAAUUAUUACUCCUUCUUUGCUUUCGGCCGAAGCGGCUGGCCAAUUAUUAUACUCCCUUUAUCACAAACUAAAUUAUCUUUUUGCUUACCUUGAUUACCAAAUAAAAAUUACCGAAGAAAGCCCGCAAAUUGACAAAAAUACCAUUCAGGAUAAUGCUGCCGAUUACGUCAAAAGUGCCCGAGCCAAAAAUUACGCGGCUUUGGCGAUAACCGACCAUUAUAACGUGCAAAUUUUUCCCGAAUUUAGCCAAGAACAAACCGAGGAUUUGCGAAUUAUUUACGGCUGCGAAUUAGAAAUGUUGGAAGAUGACUUACCACCUUACAUUUUUAAUCACAAUUCUGCUACUAAUCAGAAACUUUUGACAGUGCCAAUAACCGCUUUGACUUAUUGUAUUUUUGACUUAGAAACCACUGGAUUUUUUGCGGCUUAUAACGAAAUUAUUGAAAUAGGAUAC